Molecule: messenger RNA, 2082 nt
Organism: Syngnathus typhle (broad-nosed pipefish)
Lineage: Eukaryota; Metazoa; Chordata; Actinopteri; Syngnathiformes; Syngnathidae
Gene: serpini1
Product: serpin peptidase inhibitor, clade I (neuroserpin), member 1
Exons: 9
Coding region: 134-1381 (415 amino acids)
Biological process (GO): negative regulation of endopeptidase activity
Molecular function (GO): serine-type endopeptidase inhibitor activity
Source: RefSeq, a predicted model, not a curated record
GGGGCCUGCGGCAGAGCAGCGUGACGUGAACUGCUGCGUUGAAAAGGAGGAGAGGAGUAGCAGAGAUCUUGCACAGUCAACGCAUCAUCUCAGCAAUUUCCCUUGAUCGCUGUACAUCGCUGUCAUUGCAGCAAUGUGGAUCCCGGACUCUUCAUCCCCUCUCCUCCCGAUCCUCUCCAUCCUGUUGCUGGGCUACAGUUGCCGAGCGGCGGACAUUCCAGAGGACACUACCUCCGAAUUCUCUGUCAGACUGUACCAUCAGCUGCAGGCGACAGGGGGUCAAGACAACAUUGUUUUCUCCCCCUUGAGCCUAGCCUUCGCCUUGGGAAUGGUGGAGCUCGGAGCCAGGGGGGAGUCGCUGCAUAAAAUCCGACAGGCCAUAGGAUUUGACAACCUGCUGCCAGGUGUGGAAUUCUCUUUGCUCCAGAACCUAACAGCAGCGUUAUCCGAGGACGUCAACCAGUACACAGUCCGCUUAGCCAACGGUCUCUUCGUACAAGAAGGUAUCGCCUUCAACCCCGAGUUCCUACACCUGAUGAAGAAAUUUUUGGGAGCCAAUAUUCAAACCGUUGACUUCAGCGAAUCAGCAGCUGUCGCCGAACAGAUCAACAGCUGGGUGGAGAAUCAUACCGAGAGUAAGAUCCGAGACCUUCUAUCUGCCGAGGAUUUUAGCGAGGUGACUCGUCUGACCAUGGUCAACGCCAUCUACUUUAGAGGCUCCUGGACAAAUCAGUUCAGACCGGAAAACACCAGAACCUUCUCCUUCAGCAGAGAUGAUGGUUCCGAAGUCCAGACGCUGAUGAUGUACCAACUGGGUGACUUCUCCUAUGGUGAGUUCAGCGAUGGCUCCCAGGAAGCCGGCGGUGUUUAUCAGGUCUUAGAGAUGCCGUACGAGGGGGAGAACAUGUCCAUGAUGAUCGUCCUGCCUCGGCAGGAAGUGCCAUUGGCUUCUCUGGAGCCUAUCAUUAAGGCACCACUGCUGGAGGAGUGGGCCAAUAAUGUUAAACGACAGAUGGUGGAAGUCUAUUUGCCCCGGUUCAAAGUUGAGCAGAAAAUGGACCUGAAAGAAACUCUGCAGGAGCUCGGAAUAAAGAGCAUCUUCACUAAGGAUGCUGAUCUCUCUGCAAUGACUGGCAGGAAGGAGCUUUAUAUUGACAGGGCAGUGCAGAAAGCCUACCUGGAGGUGACUGAGGAAGGAGCCGAGGGAGCUGUCGGAUCAGGAAUAAUUGCCCAGACCAGGACUCUGGUGCUGUACCCCCAAGUCAUGGCUGAUCACCCAUUCUUUUUCAUCAUCAGAAAUCGGAGAACAGGGUCUAUCCUCUUCAUGGGCAGGGUCCUGACCCCUGAAGUCAUCGAGCCUAAUGACCAUGACUUUGAGUAAUCUCUGAUGUCACUCAUUCUCAGCCAAUCAGAUUAAUCCCACCUCUUUUAGCAACACCUGCAUCACCUGUAUUUUAUCAAGAUGUAUCAAGUAUUGAUUAUGCUAUUCGUAUAUUGGUAAAAGACAUGAGUGUGUUUUGAUACAGAACGCUCUAUGGAUGUAGACACACAGAGGGUUAAAUUGUAAAUAUUCUCUAGUUAAGUAAUGGAGAGUAUCGUAUGCGAGCACACAUGAUAUUCAUGCAGAACCACGUUUUGGUUUAUCCGCUUUAUUCUCACGCACGCACAAUCCACAAGAACGUUUGAUUCUCUUCUUUUCAAACAUAUUAACACGAUAACAUCUGUACCUUGUGUUGCACUUUAAUGUAUUUGAAUAUGCUCCGUAAUAAUUGUGGCCAAAACACGCAAUCUUCAGUCUUAGUAAUGAACAUCCAGCGGACCAUGAUCGUAUUGUUUUAUACGCUGUAGGCACACGAUUAAAUUGCCUAUAAUAUGCCUUAUCACAUGCAAGUGGUUAAUCAAGCCUUGCUGGGCAUCUCACAGGUGAGCUGAGGAGACUGCAGAGUUGCCAUAGAGACCAACCGCGGCUUGCUUAGCACACUGCAAAAAAAGUCCACUGCACCAAUCUUGGGCUGUACAUAUUUAAGGAGACAAUAACACCAGCUGUAUACACUCUUAUAAUCAAUAAAAAGAUGAAUGAUA